AUGAAGGCCGUCCUUGCUCUCCUUGCCCUCGUCGCCCUCACCUACGCUCAACGCCCCACCGGAACCGGUGUCCCGCCGACCUACAGCCCCUGCCAGGUCUGCCACUACAUCGUUUCCCAGGCUGAGCACCACCUCCGCCGUGGACGCGUUGACCAGGGCGAGCUCCAGAUCGCCCUUCUCCAGGAGUGCGAGACCCUCCGCCGCUUCCAAGGACAGGGUGCCGUCGACUCUUGCGUUUCCCUCGUUGACAACAACAUUGCCACUCUCGUCACCGACGUCAACGCCAACAAGUCCGUCGACGACAUCUGCAAGGACAUCAAGCAGUGC
This is a messenger RNA of Mesorhabditis spiculigera, 327 nucleotides long. The record is from the annotation of a GenBank genome assembly. NCBI's taxonomy places the organism in Eukaryota, Metazoa, Nematoda, Chromadorea, Rhabditida, Rhabditidae.